AUGUCGGCGUAUUAUCAGAUGCACUCUUCGCCAGGGCAUCGACUGAAGCAUGCUGCUACGCCUAUAGGAGUCACACCCAGCCACGAAGAAGAUGAGGUGAGGGGCCACCGCAACACUCCAGAGUUACAGCCCGAGGAACCACCAACGAGGCCGGCUGAGAAAUGUGUCGAUAUGCCAACCAGAGUAGAUGACGCUCUCCGACUAGGGUAUACUACGACCUCGCCAAUCGCAAGGCACGCCGUCAAGGAAGUCCCCACCUCCACAAGGGGUGUCGUGCCGAUACAGAGGUACAUGGCGGUGAGCACCUCUGACAGCAUCGGAAGCACCGUUGUCUUUCACCCGCCUGACCGGGCAGUCGCUAGGAUGGUGUCUGAACUGCUCAGCGUCAGCGAACACAAAAGCCUCAGCAGAUGUGCCUCUUCAGUUAAGAUUGGCACCGACACUGUGAACAUGACACUUGUGGAGGAAGACGACGACGACGACGAUGCUGAGGACAGGAACACCGAGAAUGACAAGGCGGACGACAACGUGGACGGUGACGUGGUGAUGUUCGAACUUUACAAGCCAACGGAGAUGCGCCGGCCCGAGAAUGCAUUCAGCGGGGGGUCACCCCUCCCUUCGGUAGUACUGAGAAUGCGAUUCCCAACCGGCGGAGCAUCUGAGCGUCGGUGCAGCGGCUCAAAUGGAUCGCGCGAGCAGGCUAGUGGACGGUAUCUCACGCUCUCACAAAGUUCUCGGCUUGAGGAUGCCCACCGGCUGGCGUCGCGCGGAGGGGAAAUAUGCAAGAGCAGUAACAGCUCUAUCGACAGCUUUAGCGUCGUGGGGGCUGGGACAGCGUUCCAGUGCAGCGGACAGCCGCAGCGCAUGGAGUCCUCCAUGAACUCGCAGCUCUUCCACAAGUCGACGCGGCUGCGCAACGCAAUGAACGUGCCCCUUGUCCGCGGUGGCAGCCGCUACGACUCCGUGAGGAGCCCCUGCGAAUCCACGCAGGUGUCUGCUGAUGUCGCAGCACCCACAGUGAUGAAUUUCAGCGGCCCUCACCUUCUCUCCUCCGAUCAGAUGGCGCUCUUUUCACACAGCCGCGGUCACAACCGACAUAAGCACGCGAAUCAUCUCCAACUCCGCCAGAAUCGCUGCCAUUGCGAUGGCAGCGUGGAGGCGGACGGCACGAGGCAGCUGGACGGAAUCGUGCUCGGCAUGGCCUCCGUGGACCCCUUGACCGGCGACGGCGAGGCUGCCAUGGCGUCGUCUCUAUCGCCGACCGACGGUUUUGAACUUGUGCGGGCGCCGAUUACGGGGCUGCGUGCGAUGGUGCUCGGGAACGACGCAGUGGAGGAAGAGGAGGCCGCCGAGGACCCCGAGAUGCGUGAACUGCAGUCCGAGCAGCUCAAGCGCUUCUGCUCAAAAGUGGUGCGGCAACACCGCGACGGUGCCGAGAGAGAUGUAUCAGCGCACGGCAACUUGCCACCAACGUCGACAACAAGCGUCAUUUCAACGCUGCAGACACAACAGGCUCUGUGCAUGGACGCCAUCGCUGCCGACAGCGUCGCUCUCGGACACGAAGUGGGUGUACCCCCCUUCUUGCAGUCGCCCGCUCUACGAGAUGACGGGCAAGCCGCACAGAUUCUUGAGAGCGUCUUGGCGAACAAGUUGAAGAAGCGAGGGAAGAAAGUGAUGUUCAACAUGAACGGCAUGGAACCGCACGACACCGAAGGCGGUGGCGCUGCACAGCUGCCCCAUCGCAGUAACCCGCAGUCCACGUGCGUUCGGCUACAUCGUGAGCCGUCGCCGUUGGCGCUGCAAUGCGGAGUCGCUCGAAGGACCCCCAGCAGCGACCAAGCAGAGGUCCCCAACUCUGUGGACGAAGCUGUGCCUGUACUACUGUUGCAAGCGCCGCUGGGGCGAGGAGCACCGAGCCUGUCGGUCACAAACACACCGCGGCGUGCGGACAAAGACGAUGAUCACCCUCUCACCCCACUGCUCCCAUCUCCGAAGUCUGCCACUUUAAUGCAGCAGCAACAGCAGCCGGCGUCUGCUGAGAUGUUGGCGACGAUACCGCUGCACCCAGUGCCGCCGUCCGCGACCCUAGCGCAACUGAGCGUCUUCAUGGCUGAGGACCCCCGGAAACGUCUUUCUUCUGUCGGUAAAAUGUCAGAGAUAUCGAAGAGGAGCUGUAUAGCCACCGUGGCACGCCUUGAGGGGACAGGCGACGCCAUCGGGCUGCGGCAAUCAAGUAACUUCCUUUCUUGCCACACACGGUCCUACAACUCUCAUCUUGCUCCACCGAACGUACUGAGCUCGGUGGAGGUGUGCUUGCCCGUCCAAUACUCAUCUAAGAAGGAGAGGACACAACAGCACCCGGCCCAGAGAAGCACGGGCAGCGCCUCUCCUGUCCACCGCAUCGAGCAGGGGGGUCGUGCGACCUCAGCCUUCAUGUCGCCAUCGCUGCACACCGCGCAGGUUGUCCCAGAGCAGGACUUGGCCUCUGCGCCUACGCAGCCAGCGUGGACCACGACACUAACGCUAACGACCGCUGCCGCUGGGCUGGCCACAGCGAAGCGGAACGAGCGGAAGGAAAAGGCCUACAAAAAAAGCCGGCGCGACGCAACGCACAAGAGCACGCUUUCUUUUCCGAUAGUGAAAUCACAUGUUGUCGAGAAGGUCGUUCCACAGCUGCCAACGACACCCUCCAUCCGCCCCCCCUGCGCGGAGUCGCCACGAGAGUGGGCCAGCGCCAAACCCUCCCUCUCCUCCUUCUCUGGCGACGAGGUGUCGUUGAUGCUGCCUCCUGCUUUGGAGCGGCGCUUUUUCACCUCGCACGGGAGUGCGUCGACCGUGGUGGAGGCCGGUGCAGUAGUUGGCUCUGCCCGAGCGUCGUGUAAGCGACGAAAGAGUGACGCGAUAAAGAGCCGAACCUCAAUGGUUGGCGACCCUGCUGUGCCCUCUUCCAGGAAACCCCGAUAG
Molecule: messenger RNA, 2964 nt
Organism: Leishmania braziliensis MHOM/BR/75/M2904
Lineage: Eukaryota; Euglenozoa; Kinetoplastea; Trypanosomatida; Trypanosomatidae
Exons: 1
Coding region: 1-2964 (987 amino acids)
Source: RefSeq, a predicted model, not a curated record